CUUACCAAGAAGCUCAACGUGCGACGGCUUCGAGGGUCCGACCCGUAGUCUCAAAACUAAACCACCCACUCCAUAUGUGGAUGAACGGAUGAGCAUGCCAUCCCGGAUACGGCGGGCGUCGUAUCUCGAAAAUCACCCCGCCCUCGUGCUUGUGAUCCUUCUCCUGUGGGAGCCGUUCACCACCUCUCUCUACCUCUGGGAGUCGAUCAAGCGUCACAUCCAGGAGUUCUGGCAGGCUCAUUACAUCGCGCCCAAAGAACAAGCAGCGCCACGAGAGAAUCAUGUCUUCUUUCGCGGGACGAUCAACCGGCCGCUCACGCCGCCUCUAGAAAGGCCCCGCCGAGUAGGCUCGCUGCUUAAGCCGAAGCGACAGCAGACGCACAUGCAGGAGCAAUCUAUCCUGUUCAGUCUGCCUCCCGAAUUGCGCGUUCUCAUUUGGAAGGAGGUGCUUUCCGGCUACUGUGCAUAUCCAAUAGACAAGCAAAACUGGUGCUUCCUCCAGCGUAAAAUGAUUGAUCGGAAUACCAGACACAUUGCAUGGAGCCUGUCUCAGCCAAGUCCGAAACUUUUCGACGAAAAGAACGGGUUCACUGCGAAAACACACCUGCUGGCACUACCGCUUAGCUGCAGACGAAUAUACUACGAAACCAUAGAUCUGCUCUACUCAUCAAACAUCUUCCAUUUCCGAUCCGGCAGCGGCCUCCUUGGGAUCGAAAAGCAGCGCGUCUUCGUCGGCCUCUCGUGGCCAGCACGUCCGGAAUUCGCCUGGCGAGUCUUGCCGCAACGAUUCAAUCACAUCCGCUGCAUGAUUCUUCAGCACGAGGUCUACUACUCGCCUAUACCGAGCCAAUUCCUGCAAGGGUGGUUUCAACUAUGUCGGUCUCUGGGCGAUCUGCCGUCUUUACGUGCCCUUCGCAUCGAGCUUGAUCCGCGGCCAGGCUUGCAACACCAACUGGCUGUCUUUGGCUUUGCAAACCCCAUCCCAGAACCGAAGAUGCCCGACACCGUGUACAUGCCUCUGUGCAGUUUGCGACAUUUAGACAUAUUCGACGUAGUCGUAUUCUGUACGGAAGGCGAGGCUUUGCCCGUGCCCUCGUUCACUGACUUGCCUUUCCGAUUAGCGAUCGCACAGUAUCCCAUACCUAGGCUACGGCGGAGGCGUGCAUCGCAAGUUUAUCAUCAUCAACAUGGAGAUCCACGUCUCCUUGAUUCUGAAAGAUGGAUGAGGGACGCGCUGGGCAUGCUCAAGGCAAGCUUGAUAUGACUUGAUUAAGCGGAACAAGGAUAGAUCGCUCUUGGUCCUUUGCUUCUUCGUAGUUUUCAACCUAACCUGGCUUUUUCCGGGUCCUGUAAUUUUGUGUGCAUUUCAGGGUACAGCAUAAUCAUGACAACAUCUUCUUCAAUCCUAGAUCUUAGCCGCAAUAAUCAACUUGGGAUAGAAGCUUGCAGAGCGACUAUCGAAAACCUGAGUUCUUUACAC
Messenger RNA from Verruconis gallopava, 1480 nucleotides. RefSeq lists its product as uncharacterized. The record is from RefSeq and is a predicted model, not a curated record. Lineage: Eukaryota; Fungi; Ascomycota; Dothideomycetes; Venturiales; Sympoventuriaceae. The transcript has 2 exons. Bases 89 to 1264 code for a protein of 391 amino acids.